AUGAGUGACAGUUUGACUCAGCUACAGGAUGCUGUUGAUCAGCUCGCGCAGCAGUUCGUCGCGUCCCUGCACUUUGUCCAUCGGCGACACGAUCUCGAAACCCUGGGACCGAAUGAUAAGAUCCGCGAUAUGAAGCAGGAGCAGGAGCAGAGAGAAGUCGAUCCCCUCCCUGCAGACGAAUUCGCGGCCGGCCUGAACGAACUCUCGCGCGAUCUCAUCUUCAAAGAGCAGCAGAUUGAAUACUUGAUAUCGCUGUUGCCGGGUCUGAACAAUAGCGAACAGGAUCAAGAAAAGGCCAUAAAGGAUCUUGAGGAGGACCUGAAAGCAGCGGAAGCUGAGAGACAAGAAGCCCUCAAAGAACGCGACGGGAUCCUCAUGCAACUGGAUUCAGUAAUUUGCAGCAUUCGGCGGCCUUAG
Messenger RNA from Cordyceps militaris CM01, 417 nucleotides. Its product is annotated as Mediator complex, subunit Med21/Med9. The record is from RefSeq and is a predicted model, not a curated record. Gene Ontology annotation, biological process: regulation of transcription by RNA polymerase II. Gene Ontology annotation, cellular component: mediator complex. The transcript has 3 exons. The coding region runs from base 1 to 417 and encodes 138 amino acids. Lineage: Eukaryota; Fungi; Ascomycota; Sordariomycetes; Hypocreales; Cordycipitaceae. Gene Ontology annotation, molecular function: transcription coregulator activity.